GAGCUCCGAGCGGGCGGAGAGGACGCGGCUGUCUUUACCUUGCCUGUCCUUACCCCUUCGCGGACUUCGGGGUUCCCCCCGACUCAACCCAAGCCUCCCUCUUGCGUUGUGUCCAGAAGCCGGAGCGGUCCACGAUGAGCCGCUUGACCCAGAACUUGCUGGAGGUGAUGAAGUCGAUGGCCCGUGUCCCCGGUUUUGACAGAGUUUUGGAAAAGGUGACUCUUGUCUCUGCUGUCCCUGGGAAAGUGAUUUGUGAAAUGAAAGUAGAAGACGCCCACACCAACAGAUUAGGCACUCUGCACGGUGGUAUGACAGCCACCUUAGUGGAUAACAUAUCAACAAUGGCUCUGCUGUGCACUGAGAGGGGAGCGCCGGGAGUUAGUGUGGAUAUGAACAUAACGUACAUGUCGCCUGCUAAAAUAGGAGAAGACAUCGUGAUAACGGCGCACGUUCUGAAGCAAGGCAAAACACUUGCAUUUGCCUCUGUGGAGCUGAUGAACAAGACCACGGGGAAACUAGUGGCACAAGGCAGACACACCAAACACCUGGGAAAUCAAGGCCUGCAGGCUGACUUCAAAGACACCAAACAAUGAAGACCAAGUGUAAAGCUGACUUGUAACAAAUGUAACUUUCAAAAUAAAUUAGCACAACCAGAAA
Messenger RNA from Lontra canadensis (Northern American river otter), 657 nucleotides. RefSeq names its product acyl-CoA thioesterase 13 (gene ACOT13). NCBI's taxonomy places the organism in Eukaryota, Metazoa, Chordata, Mammalia, Carnivora, Mustelidae. The record is from RefSeq and is a predicted model, not a curated record. The transcript is spliced from 3 exons. The coding region runs from base 135 to 593 and encodes 152 amino acids. Gene Ontology annotation, molecular function: fatty acyl-CoA hydrolase activity.